UAAAGCAACACAUAAAAGGAGCCAGAAACUCAGCAAAUCCUUCAGUGAAGGGAAGACAAACUGCACCGAGAUUUAUCUCCAUGGAGAAAUCCACUGACAAGCCACACAAUGGAAACGGAUCGACAGCUCCUGCAGUUCCGCAGGCUGAGAAGGACAGUCCUGCACCCACUGCAGAAGGUGCUGCAGAAAUUAGCAGGGCGGGAGCCCUAGCAGAAAAUGCUGCGGACGUGAAGAAGCUGGAAUUCACUGAAGAAUGUACUAAAGACAUGGAGAGACCUUCAGGCACAGAGCAAGACAGUCUUGAUGCCUUUAAACCAGCGAUUUCAGAUGGAGACUGUCCAAACUCAGAGCCUGUCGUUAUGCUAACGAAGAGAAACUCUCCCGAAGUACGCAGUUUCGAAAUGAACCACCAGUGUUCAAGCACAUCUCUUGAUAUGGACUGCCUAGUCUGCUUCAACAAGUACAACAUCUACAGAGUACCAAAGCUCCUGGACUGCCAGCAUGCCUUCUGCGCCGUCUGCCUCAAGCUUAUCCUCCGGAAAGAAGACAACACCUGGAUAAUCACCUGCCCCCUGUGCAGAAAAGCCACUUUUGUGUCAGGAGGACUCAUCCGCACACUUCAAAAUAAAGAAGACAUCAUGGAGCACUUGGAAAACCCCGACUCAAAUCCUGAGGUACACAUCUCUGCCAUAGGGCUGGACAGCAAUAGCUGGACUCUGAGCAGCCAAGACGCUUUAUACAGAGAUGAAAACGUUCCAGCAGACAACAGACUGGCUAUCCAGAGACUCGUGCUGCUCCUGCUGCUUGUGGUGAUUCUCACCAUCCUCAUCCUCCCCUUUAUAUACUCUGGGCUGAUAAAAUGGCUAAUUUGUCUUAUGCUUGGUUUGGGGUUGGUCAUGUCGAUGGUGCUUUGCUGCACUCCUAAAUUCUACUGGAGGUGUAACAGGGACUCACUCGCCCCCUGCCACAAGGAGACCCACAUCACUGCUAUUGCCUGAGAUGAUUAACGUGAGCUGCCCAGAGAGAACGGACCGGUCCUGCCUGCAAAGCUGCACGUUAGGCGUGCUAGUCAGUUAUUGGACUUUGAAAGCAAUCAUUCACGUAAUAAAUUCAACAGGCGGCUAAGCUAUCCCACUGAGACUCAAUGGCGAUGCCAAGUGUUGUUAAAUUUCAUUAACAGAAACAUAGUCAAAUAUUUAUAUGUUGAUAUUUAUGAGAUAAAAAUUGUAGGUUUUGCACCCAAUUUUUAUCCCAGGCUGAUCAUUUUGUUGUUUUGCUUUUGUCAUGUUGUUCUUGUUCGUACCAUCUUCUGAUUAGCGCUGCAGAACAUUAUCUGAAACACCUGACAGAUGAUGUCCUGUGAAAAUCACUAGCUGUGGUUGUGUUUUCGCACUCUCUGAACACAUGUACACCUUUUUCAUGUGACAAUGUGGGGAAAUAAGAUUGCUAAAUCAGGGGCUGGGUGCCUAGCCUCAAUGGAAGAGAGCAGUUUCAACCCAGGUUAUCACUUUAAUCCCUAUCCCUGCCCAAACGGUUGUUGGCAGGGAUGGGAAAAGGACAGGGAAAAGGGGAUGUCAGUUGAUGCCAUUUUAACUUACACACAAAAUUAGAGAGGAAGAGGCAAAAAUCAACACUCCUAAUCUUGAGUCUGUGGACUGCAAAGGGUAAGGCUCUCGAAAGCUCAUGACACUCCAAAUUCCCCAUGUUAUUUAGCACAGAAAUAGUUACCUGAGCUCCUUUAUUUGUCUCCCUGCACUGCCUCUCUUCUUGUCUCAGAGAUGCCCACAGAGAUAAAAAGAAAUCUGUCAAUUGCUAUGCCAUACCACAUGUGAUAUUUUUAUAUGGAAUGU
This is a messenger RNA of Chroicocephalus ridibundus (black-headed gull), 1850 nucleotides long. It is a transcript of the gene RNF186, whose product is annotated as ring finger protein 186. Bases 81 to 998 code for a protein of 305 amino acids. Gene Ontology annotation, biological process: protein ubiquitination. Lineage: Eukaryota; Metazoa; Chordata; Aves; Charadriiformes; Laridae. Gene Ontology annotation, molecular function: ubiquitin protein ligase activity. The transcript has a single exon. The record is from RefSeq and is a predicted model, not a curated record.